Messenger RNA from Peronospora matthiolae, 825 nucleotides. NCBI's taxonomy places the organism in Eukaryota, Oomycota, Peronosporomycetes, Peronosporales, Peronosporaceae. The record is from the annotation of a GenBank genome assembly.
AUGACCCGCAUGACCAAAGGUGGUUAUGCGAUGCUCGUUUUGACCACAGCACUCCUAGCGGCUGCUGCUGCCUUGACGAAAAAAAAGACAACGGACGACGAGUUGAUCUUGGGGUUCAUCACUCCGGACUGUUUCGACGCUUUCGUGACUCGCUAUGAGUUUGCCAAUGUCGAGUGCAUCAAAGCCGUGGUCAGCAAAGCGCUGAGCUAUGCCAUCAUCACGGGGAGUUUGAUCCUCAAACUACCGCAGAUCCUCAAGAUCCUGGCUGCCAAAGACGCUACGGGUCUCACUCCAAGCGCCUUCUACAUGGAGGUGGUGCUCUAUCUGUCCAGUACCAUCUACAAUCUCCUGCGAGGGUAUCCGAUAUCCACCUGGGGCGAAAACCUGGUCAUCCUGACGCAGAAUGUCGUCUUGGUGUUGCUGCUAUGGACGUUUUACAAGCCCACGAUCCCCAUGACCACUCGUUUCGGACUCGUGUCGGUGUUUGCUGCUAUGGCAGCGGGAAUGCUCUUGAUCUCGGACGAAUUCCAGUGGCUGCUGGCGUCGGCAGGGAUCCCCGUGAGUAUCAUCGCUCGCAUUCCACAGAUUUUGUCCAACUUUAAGCAGGGACACACGGGCCAGUUGGCGAUCAUCACGUUGGCGCUCAACUUGGCAGGCUCGAUUGCGCGCUUGUUCACUACGAUGCAGGAGACAGGGGACCCCGUGCAGGUUGCAGGCUUCGGCGUGGCUAUUUUGCUGAACGGAACACUGGUACUGCAGGUACUGGUGCUAUGGGGGGCUACGAACAAAGUGCUUGCACAGGCUUCCACGAAGAAAGCGCAGUAG